Messenger RNA from Musca vetustissima, 1494 nucleotides. RefSeq names its product probable cyclin-dependent serine/threonine-protein kinase DDB_G0292550. The record is from RefSeq and is a predicted model, not a curated record. Bases 1 to 1494 code for a protein of 497 amino acids. The transcript is spliced from 5 exons. NCBI's taxonomy places the organism in Eukaryota, Metazoa, Arthropoda, Insecta, Diptera, Muscidae.
AUGAUGAAGGCUGAAUGUGAGACGGCACCAAAGAAAAUAAACUCGAAUUAUGCUACAAUUAUAUCGAUGAUGUACGGCAACGAUGACAGAGGCAAUGAGGAAGAUGCCUUCAAUGAUGACCCCAUGGCUAAAGAGAAUUUCCUUAGCAUCGUAACGCAAAGCAGCAACUCAACGCCACGCAUCGACAAUAGGCCAAAGCAUAGCAGCAUCGUCAUGGCUAAUACGAUUUUCAAAUAUCAUCAGCAUUCGCAACAGCAUCAACAUCAGCACAAUCCCAAUUAUCCGUAUCAUCAGGGCCAUGGCAGCGGGAACAGUAGCAGCAUCAGCGGUGGCAUUGCCACCAUUGAUGGCAACAACAGCAACCACAAUCAAAACAAUAGCAAUCAAAAUUCAAUAUUCGUUUUAAAUGCCGAAGCGAAAAUUUCGCCAAAUAGUUGUAGGAAAUUCUAUUUAGAUUUUAACGAUAACCCAAUGGACUCAUCUGCAACGCUAACCCAACAAUCAACAGCCGCCUCGGCCACAGCUGGUAAUGGGGUCAAUAGUAAUUUUUCCUCAUUUCCCUCGGCGUCAUCGGUAUGGUCUUCGGCAUCGUCCACAAUGUGUUCACCUGCUGCUCAUGCCAUACAGAAGCUGUUCAAUUGCAGCAGUGGCGGCGGUGGGGGUGGUGGUGUUGUUGGUGCUGCUGGCUCCGCAACGAAACAUUAUGGAAAUUUAAGCUCUGGAAUUGAUUCAAAGUCAUCGGCAUUAACAUCAUCGUCAUCGUUUAAGUCUUCCAAAUCGGAAUUACUGAAGAAGAAAUCAAAGUUCUGGCAAUAUCUGGAGGGUGAGACGCAGUCGACGACAACGAGCUAUGAGGGAAUUGACAGCAGCAAAAAGGGUAAAGGCAAAAGCCGGAAACAUAAAUCAAAAUAUUGGCCUAAAUCCAAUGCAAACGACGAUGAUGAUAAUCAAAACAGUCAUAACGACUUAUCCGAGUUACUGGAGUACUCGUGUAGUCUGUGCGAUAACUGUCGUUGUAUGGACUGUCAGAUUGGCUAUUUUGACUGUGACAACUCGGAUGACAGCAACUCGGAGUAUUCGUUUCACAUGAAUGCCUACGAGGAGGACGAUGACGACGACAUCGAAAGGGGUAUGGAAUUGAAGGCAACCAUAACAACAGCGGCAAGGGCCCAACUAACAUCCGCAGCAUCAACGCCGCCCAGUGAUGAUUCGGGCGAAGCCGUGGAGGAGGAUGCCGAGAAGCAGCAUGCAUUAGCUUGCAAUAAAAUCGACAAUAAAAAUGCCAUCCAACAAUUAGAAUUUGAGAGCUCCAGUCGUCGCAGUGGCGGAAGUCAUGCCACGACCAAGCAUGAAAUGGCUGAAUGCUGUCAUCAAUGCUAUGGCCUGGAGGUGGAACAGCAUUGCCUGGAUUUUCAUCAACUCUAUAACAGUAGUGAAUGUUGCGGUAGUGGCGGCGGUGGCGUUGCUGGUGCCACCAGCCAUAGGAAGCACUAG